GGCGCGCGCAAGAGUGGCUGGGGAGCGUCAAACGCGCGGAGAGGAAAGUCGAGGCUGCACUUUUAAUAGGAGCGGAACCGCGCGCAAAAAAAGUCUUGCUGCAGUUCAGAACUCGCUCGCCUAGCCUCGCCAAACACGGGAAGGAGCGUCCGGACGAAGCAGAAUUGCAACUACAUUUUUCUUUCUUUCUUUCUAAACAGCAUCUCCCUCUACUUCUUAACUAUUCUCCACGUGGGUGGAGACCGAGGAGCAGGGGAAGAACGGUACUCCUGUAACAGCAGUCGCGACCCAAUAUGUCAGGGCGGGUGCUGAAUGUUUUCUUGCUGCUCUGCAGCUGGAGCCUGACUGAGCUGAUGGUCGAAGCUUGUACCUGCGUCCCAGUUCAUCCCCAGGAUGCCUUCUGUAACUCAGAUAUUGUUAUCCGGGCCAAGGUAGUGGGCAAGAAACUUAUGAAAGAUGGACCAUUUGGGACAAUGCGAUACACUGUCAAACAAAUGAAGAUGUACAGAGGUUUUGACAAGAUGCCACAUGUUCAAUACAUCUACACUGAGGCCUCUGAAAGUCUUUGUGGAGUCAAGUUGGAGGUCAACAAGUAUCAGUACAUGAUUACAGGUCGAGUUUUUGAUGGAAAGGUUUAUACUGGACUGUGUAAUCUGAAUGAAAAGUGGGAUCGACUGACCUUGUCUCAGCGCAAAGGAUUAAACCAUCGUUACCAUCUAGGUUGUGGCUGCAAGAUUAAGCCCUGCUACUAUCUUCCUUGCUUUGUGACCUCCAAGAAUGAAUGCCUCUGGACAGAUAUGCUUUCCAGCUUUGGUCAACCAGGGUACCAGUCAAAGCAUUAUGCUUGCAUCAAACACAAAGAUGGCUACUGCAGCUGGUAUAGAGGAUGGGCACCUCCUGAUAAAACCAUCAUCAAUGCAACUGACCCCUGAAAUUCCAUUUGUCUUUCUUCCCUGUUCUUUUCUUCCCAUGUGGCUGAGAAUUCUUUGGACACUAACGCAUAUUUGAUCAUGAUGGCAACCAUGAUAUUAGUGCCUGUUUCUUGCAAUUUUUAGCACUUCGAACUGUUGUGAUUUUUAAAUCUAUGCUGUCUUAACUCUUUUUUAAAAUUAUCUUUUAAAAAAUUGCUCUCAUCCCAUGUUGAUCAAAUAUUUAUCUGGUGUGUGAACAGAAGUUCCCAGAUGAUCAAGGGAGCUUUUGCUUAAAGUUUUUAUAGCACUAUACAUAUAGCAAUAUAUAUAUUUUUGUAGGAAAACACAAAUCUCAAAAACUUCCUAAUUAAAAUUCUAUUCCCUCCUCUUCAUUUCCUGUGCUGCUGUUUUAUUCUCACAUUCAGUUCUCAGAGCAGGUAGCUAUGAACGCAGCCAGUUGGGAUUAAUCACCAUUGUGAGCCACAUAAUGAAGGGAUGCAAAGAAAGUCAUUAUGCUUAUAUAGAAUGGAAUAUGGAGUAUUUGGGGAAAUUCCUUUGCAUGAAUUUAAAAGAUUGCAUACUUCAAAAUGCCUGUCCAUUCCAAUAUGAAUGUAGAAAUUUCAUGGCAGUUCUAGGUUUGCACAUAAAAUAAAUUUCUUUUAAAAAAAUGAAAAUCAACUAAAACAAAGCUAAUACAUCUUCUAAAUACAAAUGUGGAACAAACCUGUUGAGAACCAAAUCAACACCAGAUAUUUUUGUGGCUUUGAUGUGGAUGUAAAACUGCUUCUUCAAUAUUUGUUUUACACACAAGUUUCCCAGAAUGUUGUGGAGAGGGGACAAAGUUGGAGCACAGGAGGAAAGAAACAACCCUCCCUGGGCCAUAUUGAUGUAAGAAACCAGCUGCCCAAACACUGCUUUUGCUGAACAAAAAUGUAUAUAGAUAUAAUGAUAUAAGCUAUUUUUGACAGGGCAUGAUUCUGUUUCAUGCUAUAAGUAAUAAAAAGUUUCAUGCUUUUGUUUCAAAAGAGCAACCAUUCACAUUCCAAGUCAUUAGUUAUUAUUUUGUUUUUUUUUAGUUUGAAAGCUACUGGAGUUCCAGUAAUUUCUAAAGUGGUGAUAAUAAUCUGUUUUUAUUCCCUUCCCUGUAUGCUUGUUUUCCUUCUUGCCAUCAAAAUAAGGGCCAAUGCAAACAAUUGUUCUAAGACUGAAAUAUUUCCAUGGUCCCUAUCCCCUUCCCUUAAAAAUAUACAAUAGAAUGGUGAUGUAAAAGUGCCUUACUAUUGUACAAAUACUGGUUCAGCCUGUACUUUGAAAAACAUUGAAUUUUUUUCAUAGUUUUUCAUGAUGCGGUAUUUUGUAAAUUCUGUUAUAUAGGAAUCUUUUCAUAAUACUCCUGUGAAUAUUGGCAAGGCAGUGAAAAAUCGUUUCUUCAUAAUAUUUUCCUACUUGUUAAUAGUGUGUUUAUCAGUAGGCACAGUGAAAAUAGAGAAGAUGGGCAGGGAAUAUAUUAAAACCUACUUUUCCAGCCUUUAAUGUAAUUCUUGAACUAGAUCUAUUAACUAAAAUAAUAUUUUAGGGAGAUUAUUAUGUAUUCCACUGUUGACUACAGUUAAACAGCCCUAUGGUUUGGGCUCACUAUACUUUCUAGAAGUAAGGAACUGGCUAUUCUGCUUUCACUACAGUCUAUUACUAUUAUGAAAAGGUGUAAUAUAAAAAUAUUUUAAAAGUAAUUUAAGAGCGAAGUUUCUAUUGAGGUUGGCAAUUGCAUAAUUUACUGAGACCGUAGAAUGGGGUGAAGGUUAAUACACUUACUACAAGCACACGUUCUGUCCUUUUGUGCUGUUAUAAUUUGUCUUAACAUUACUUUAGGUCUUCAAUUCAUUCCUCCUAAAAACAGAGCUGCCAUAAGUUCAAAAUUGUUCUAUAAUAUAAUUUAAAAAUGCGCCUAGUUUUCUUCUCAGCUGAACUGAAUAAGUUUUUGUAACAGAAAGGGCUUCCACAAACCAAAAGAGAUGGCUGAGCAGGAAUGAGGAUACACAAACACACAAAUAUAUUACAACGUCGCUAUACCACAUGGAUUCAGAAAAGUAUCUGCUGUAUUUUCCACAACAGUAUUUUUAUGUUUAUAAAUUAUAGUGCAAAUGUUGCUAACAGUAAAUUCAGAGUUGUUUCCAUAAAAAAGACUAAUUUAUAUUGCAAUCAGCCAAAAUUAUAAAAGCCAGCAAUAUGAAUUGCCCCAUUUCUUGAGACAAACUUGAUUUAAGUUCAGAUCUUAAAGGCAAAAAGAAAGCAUUUUGAUCUUUCCUUUCACUGAAUGGCAGCUCUAGAUUGUUAUUUUCACUUAAGGUCAUACCUGAAUCGCCAUAAUACUGCAGUCAAAAAAUGGUGAAAUGCUCUCUUAUGCUAAGAAAAAACAUGUUCUUAUUCAAGUUGUAAUGUAUCUCUGUAUUUGUAAGAAAUAAAAUAGCAUAGCCAUCCAAUAAAAUAUAUUUCUCUAUGUAGGUCAGUGUUUCUAAACCUUGGCGACUUUAAGUCCUGUGGACUUCAACUCCCAGAAGUCCACAGGACUUAAAGUCGCCAAGGUUGAGAAACACUGAUGUAGGUGUUCUAUUGUACACCACAGAAGACAAGAGUUAUUUGAGGAAGAGUGAUAGCUUAAUCAACAAUACUCCCCUACAGGGUGGCUUGGUUCUUGGUUUUGUUUUAAUAAGGUGGGAAAAACCCAGCAAAAAAUACAUUUCUUUUGGGAUGCCUUCAAAGUUUUCAAUGCUAAAACAGUAUUUUUUUUAAAGAAAAGUUUGGUACAAGAUGGGUGGCUGUAUAAAAGCAAACAAAUAAAAAAUGGGCCUUUUUAUCAUCCCCAUUGUACAGACUGUAAUGUGGGAUUUGAAAUGGUAAUCUGACUCGUGUGUUGAUCCAGUAAACUUAUCAGCAAGAUGCCCUGAGUGCUUAGUUUUGUAUUUGAUGUAUGGGCCUGAGCCAUUCUUGUUAAAGUCAGCUGGUGUCUUUCCAUUGAUUCCAGAAGUAAUAAGACCUGAUAUGUCCAAUUAUAAACUCAUCUGCAAGGGAUUUAAUUUAGCAUGUCUUUUUUCUUCAGAAGGGAGUUGCAUUAAAUUUGAUGGAGAUUAUUCUCAGGAAAAGCAUGCAUAUGGCCGCAGAAUUAGGAUUUAAUUCUAUUUACACCUUAAUAAUAAACCCUACUGAUUCCAGCUCUUUUUUUUUUGUAGAAACAGCCCUAGGACCAAGAUGUAAAGAAUUGUUUUAUUUUUUGCAUUACCAUUGUUAGCAAUUAUGAACAUUAGAGUGGAAAUAAAUGCAAUCUAGGAGAAAGCUCCUCCCCAAAAGGAAUGUACUUUUUGCUUAGUUUAGUAGUACUGUUUACAGUUUUCCUCCUUAUUUUGUUAUUUAUAAAUUUUAUAUUCAUUGAAUGUAUAUUGUCUUUUAAGGUAAUAAUGUUCACUUUUUAUAGUGUACUUUUAUUCUAAACAAUAAAGUGUUUUAUUUCUUACCACA
This is a messenger RNA of Thamnophis elegans (Western terrestrial garter snake), 4424 nucleotides long. RefSeq names its product metalloproteinase inhibitor 3. Gene Ontology annotation, cellular component: extracellular matrix. The transcript is spliced from 5 exons. Gene Ontology annotation, molecular function: protease binding; metalloendopeptidase inhibitor activity. The coding region runs from base 294 to 932 and encodes 212 amino acids. Gene Ontology annotation, biological process: negative regulation of membrane protein ectodomain proteolysis; negative regulation of endopeptidase activity. The record is from RefSeq and is a predicted model, not a curated record. Lineage: Eukaryota; Metazoa; Chordata; Lepidosauria; Squamata; Natricidae.